AUGUCCCUCCUGAUCGAGUGGAUUAGAUCUCUACCAGACGAGCAUCGUGGGCGAGUCCAGUGUAUCCACCUCGACGUCAAGCCGGAACGUUGUGCUGGCCCUGAGGAGGCAUACGACGGAGCACAGCUAGCACAAGAUAGGGCGUCAAGUGUGCUUGAGUACUGCCUUCCACGGAGGGUACCUAACGGGGUUCUUUCCAUCAAUGCUUGGACGCUGGCCGCGGAUGGUCAAUGGAGGAUGGUCUGGCUUCCUACGCAGAUGCCACUAGACGACAUGUGGCAGGUCUUCAUCGGCACGGAUUCGCAUACGGACCUGGACGAGAAGCAGCGAUCCUAG
This is a messenger RNA of Fulvia fulva, 336 nucleotides long. RefSeq lists its product as uncharacterized. The record is from RefSeq and is a predicted model, not a curated record. The transcript has a single exon. NCBI's taxonomy places the organism in Eukaryota, Fungi, Ascomycota, Dothideomycetes, Mycosphaerellales, Mycosphaerellaceae. Bases 1 to 336 code for a protein of 111 amino acids.